UUCCAUUUCCCAUAUUUCAUCUCUCUUCUCUUUCAUUUCUCCAAUAUGGCUGACAAACAACCCCACCUCAACGGCGCCUUCUACGGCCCAGCCGUCCCUCCUCCGGCAAAGACCUACCACCGCCAUGGCCGCGGCCGCGGCUGCGCCUGUUGCCUGUUCACCACCUUUCUCAAGCUCCUCAUCGGCAUAGUCGUGGUGGUUGGUGUAGCGGUGUUGAUAUUAUGGCUCAUAUUCCGUCCCAAUAAGCUCAAAUUCGACGUCAACGGCGCUGAACUCACCCGAUUCAACGUCUCCGGAAACCAACUCCAUUACAACCUCGCUUUAAACCUCACUAUCCGAAACCCCAACAAGCGAAUUGGAGUUUACUACGAUGUCAUCGAAGCUUCCCCAUUUUAUAAAGACCAGAGGCUAAACACCCAGUGGCUGCCGGCGUUCUACCAAGGCCACAAGACCACCACCGUCCUCAGCCCCCACUUUGACGGCCAACAGGUGGUGCUUCUCGCCGGCGAGAAGCUUGCGGAGUUUAACGGUGAGACACUUGCCGGCGUCUUCGACGUCGAUGUGAAGUUCCGUCUCCGGCUAAGGUUGAAAGUCGGCGCCGUGAGGAUUGGGAAUUUCAGGCCAAAGGUUAACUGUGAAUUGAACGUUCCAUUGAAAUCGAAUGCAAACUCCUCUCCUUUCUUUCAAACCACUCGCUGCGAUUUCGAUUUCUGAUUGAAAUCUUUUCGGUUUUGACUCAGUCAACUCUCUGCAGAUUUUUUUGACUGAGUCAACUCUAUACUUAUUCUGAUUUUUUCCUUGAUAUUGUAUUUUAUUUUAUUUUUUUAUUUUAUUGUUUUUGUUUCUAUGUUGAUAUACUUUACGUUUUCUA
Messenger RNA from Benincasa hispida (wax gourd), 871 nucleotides. Its product is annotated as NDR1/HIN1-like protein 10. Gene Ontology annotation, biological process: defense response to other organism. Lineage: Eukaryota; Viridiplantae; Streptophyta; Magnoliopsida; Cucurbitales; Cucurbitaceae. Gene Ontology annotation, cellular component: plasma membrane; plasmodesma. The record is from RefSeq and is a predicted model, not a curated record.